Messenger RNA from Gadus chalcogrammus (walleye pollock), 2393 nucleotides. RefSeq names its product GDP-mannose pyrophosphorylase B (gene gmppb). Gene Ontology annotation, cellular component: cytoplasm. Bases 342 to 1424 code for a protein of 360 amino acids. Gene Ontology annotation, molecular function: mannose-1-phosphate guanylyltransferase (GTP) activity; GTP binding. Gene Ontology annotation, biological process: cell wall mannoprotein biosynthetic process; GDP-mannose biosynthetic process. The record is from RefSeq and is a predicted model, not a curated record. NCBI's taxonomy places the organism in Eukaryota, Metazoa, Chordata, Actinopteri, Gadiformes, Gadidae. The transcript has 10 exons.
CAUUUAAUAUAUAGUAUGCUAUCAACUCCAGAAACAUAUCCUUAACUUUAUAUAUAUGUUUGUUACGUAACAUAUUAUUUGUGUGAUUAUAUAUGUCCACAAGAUCGGUAAAUGUGGUCUUUGUUUAAAUGUCACUCUUCGUCUCCCACCCCACUAUACAUGGACGAAGACGGAUGCAUUGUGUUGCUGCUGCAGGUCUUUCACAGGGACAACUCCUCCUAAAGUCGUUAUUCUGGUUAGCAAGUAACUGUUUAUAGAAACUUGAUUCUUAAUUCUUUCUGGAGGAAGCGAGGACAGCAGUUGGACGUUAUCUGGUCUUAAUUUGGUGGUUUUCUCGAAGCAUGAAGGCCCUGAUCUUGGUUGGAGGUUAUGGGACCCGUCUACGCCCACUCACACUGAGUCUGCCCAAACCCCUGGUGGAGUUCUGCAAUAAGCCCACCCUGCUGCACCAGGUGGAGGCGCUCGUACAGGCUGGGGUGGACCAUGUUGUCUUGGCAGUGAGCUACAUGUCAGAUCUGCUGGAGAAGGAAAUGAGAAUCCAGGAACAGAGGCUCGGAAUCCGUAUCUCUCUAUCUCAUGAGAAGGAGCCUCUGGGGACAGCGGGGCCUCUUGCUCUGGCCAGGGACCUACUGUGUGACGACAAUGAGCCGUUCUUCGUCCUCAACUCGGACGUCAUCUGUGACUUCCCAUUCCAAGAGAUGCUCCAGUUCCACCGAAACCAUGGCAACCAGGGCACCAUAGUGGUGACCAGGGUGGAAGAGCCCUCUAAGUAUGGCGUGGUGGUGUUUGAGGCGGAGGGCGGGAGGAUCCAACGCUUCGUGGAGAAGCCCCAGGUUUUCGUCUCCAACAAGAUCAACGCUGGCAUGUACAUCUUUAACCCUAGCAUGCUGCAGCGCAUCCAGUUGAGGCCUACGUCAAUAGAGAAGGAGAUCUUCCCGGUGAUGGCUGAGGAGGGCCAGCUCUAUGCUAUGGAGCUACAGGGGUUCUGGAUGGACAUCGGACAGCCUAAAGACUUCCUGACCGGGAUGUGUAUGUACCUGCAGUCAGUACGGCAACGCGCUCCAGACCGCCUCUGUACCGGUCCUGGUUUUAUAGGAAACGUCCUAGUGGACCCUUCAGCCCGUAUCGGGGAGAACUGCUCCAUCGGCCCCAACGUGACGCUGGGUGCCGGGGUGGUGGUGGAGGACGGUGUGAGGGUGAGGCGCUGCACGGUGCUGAAGGGGGCCCGCCUGCGCUCUCACUCCUGGUUGGACAGCUGCAUCGUGGGCUGGAAGUGCUCUGUCGGCCAAUGGGUGCGUAUGGAGAACGUUACGGUUCUGGGUGAAGACGUCAUCGUGAGCGACGAGCUCUACCUGAAUGGCGCCAACGUUCUGCCGCACAAAUCCAUCACAGAAUCCGUAGCAGAGCCACGCAUCAUUAUGUAGACCGGGGUCCCCUGGACCCCGCCCCUAAACCCCUCGAACUGGACCCCGCCCCAAAACCCCUUGAACUGGACCCCUCCCCAAAACCCCUUGAACUGGACCCCUCCCCCGCACCCACCUGGCAACCUCUAUACCGUGACCCAGAACCCGGACCAGCUUCAAGACUUGCAGUCCCCCAAAACGUCCCUCACUCUAAUCAAAAUGUGAAAUUGUCUAAUCUUCUGCUUAACAAGUCUACUAUGGUCUAGAGACGUUAGGCUCGUUAAAGAUGUGCCGAUCAGAGAUUUGACAGGUGUCCUGGUCGGUUCUGAUGGGACCAGACCCUCCAAUCACUGUGUGUCCGUCCUUCUGUGAGGAUGGCAUCGUUUGGGUCUGGCAUUCUUUAGGGUUGUGUGAACGGGCUUAACGUGAGUGGUUUUUAUGAUGGGAUAUGCUAUAUUAUACUAUAGUAAUAUAGUAUUAGUGUAUGCUAACGAUAUUGUAUACUAGUAAACUAUACAGUUGUAUAGCAUAUAGAAUAAUAAUGAAGGUAUGAAUCCAUUGUGUUUUUUAUCAGAUUAAUAUAAAAAGGUGAAGAGAACUGUUGUCUUUAUUUCCUCACUGUCUGGAAGGUUCCAGCAGGGGGUGCUGCUGCACACCUGGGCUGCGUUGUGCACACAAGCACAAAGUAAGGUAUAAUUACUACCAACCUUUUUUAUACCUAAUUUCAAAUCUGUCACCAGGAUGGUACUGUGUACUGCUCUCGUACCCUGUGUAGUACUUACUACUUACUUCAUACUCUCUUAAGGUUUACAUGUGUAACGAUAACGCUUUGUAUUAAGGGCACAUUAAUUAACCAUUAGUAAACAUUAGUGAACACAGUAAUAAGCAGCUGACUAACAUUUACAAACAGGCAAUGAACUUAUUUCCAUAACCAUACAUUUACAUUAGUUAAUGAAGUAACAUGAAUAGUUUAAUAAGAUCAUGUAUACU